Siniperca chuatsi (mandarin fish) is the source of this 1488-nucleotide messenger RNA. It is a transcript of the gene hadh, whose product is annotated as hydroxyacyl-CoA dehydrogenase. Lineage: Eukaryota; Metazoa; Chordata; Actinopteri; Centrarchiformes; Sinipercidae. The transcript has 9 exons. Gene Ontology annotation, molecular function: NAD+ binding; (3S)-3-hydroxyacyl-CoA dehydrogenase (NAD+) activity. Bases 73 to 1149 code for a protein of 358 amino acids. Gene Ontology annotation, cellular component: mitochondrion. Gene Ontology annotation, biological process: fatty acid beta-oxidation. The record is from RefSeq and is a predicted model, not a curated record.
AAGAAGUUUGCUUUAUUUUUGACAGUACAGUAGAGAGAGACAGGGAAGGCAGGGGAGAGAGAGGGGAGUGACAUGCAGCAACGGGCCCAACCGGACUCGAACACAGGCCGACUUUCUACCAGGUCAUGGACGUCUCACGUGACCGCCGACCUUCCUCUCCCUUCUCUCUGGGUUUCCGGGGCUGUUUAUGUCCUGAGUCCCAUAGCAGGUCAACACAUAAUGGCUUUCUUCACUCACCAAAUCUGCAGAGGUUUCUCGUCUUCGGCUGUCAGGAAUGUUGUUAUUAAGCAUGUAACAAUCAUCGGAGGAGGACAGAUGGGUGCAGGAAUAGCACAGGUUGCUGCGUCAACUGGCCACUCGGUGACACUGGUGGACACAAGUGACGACAUCCUUAAAAAGGCUGUCAAAGGAAUUGAAGGGAGCCUUAAAAGAGUGGUCAAGAAGAAGUUUGCUGACAAGCCAGAGGCAGGUGAAGAGUUCAUCCAGAAAGUUGUGCAGAAUGUGUCAACCUCGACCGAUGCUGGAUCUGUAGUUCAGGGCUCGGAUCUUGUGUUGGAGGCCAUUGUUGAAAAUCUAAAAAUCAAACAGGAUCUCUUUGGUUGGCUUGACAAGCUGGCACCAGCACACACCAUCUUUGCCAGCAACACAUCCUCCCUGCCCAUCUCUGACAUCGCCAGCUCCACCAACAGGCUGGACAGAUUCGGCGGACUUCACUUCUUCAACCCAGUGCCUGUGAUGAAGCUUGUAGAGGUCAUUGGAACCUCAGCAACAAGCCAAGAGACUUUUGAUUCCCUCCUGAACUUCAGCAAAGUGCUUGGAAAAACACCUGUGUCCUGCAAGGAUACGCCAGGAUUCAUUGUAAACCGCCUACUUGUUCCUUACAUAAUGGAGGCCAUCCGGUUGCAUGAGAGAGGUCAUGGAUCCAAAGAGGACAUUGAUAUUGCCAUGAAACUUGGUGCAGGUUAUCCCAUGGGACCGUUUGAGCUCGCGGACUAUGUAGGACUGGACACCUCAAAGUUCAUCAUUGAUGGGUGGAGUGCAAUGGAUCCUGGCAACCCACUCUUUGCCCAGAGUGAAUUGCUGAACAAGUUGGUUGCAGAGGGCAAAUGCGGCAAAAAGACAGGAGAAGGAUUCUACAAGUACAAGUAAUUUAGUUUUACAGUGUUGCUGGUUUUGUGGGGAAUACUAGUCAGAACUUUUCCUCAAUUGAAUCAAGGGUCUAAGGACAGAGGGUGUUGUAUGCUGUACAGAUUGUUAAGCCCCUUGAGGCAAAUUGUGAUUUGUGAUAUUGGGCUAUAUAAAUAAAACUGACUUGACUUGAACUUCAGAAAAUAAGCCAUCAAACAAGGACUGAGCAGAAAUGGAAAGGCGCCUGUGCCUUCUACAUUAGUUGACUUUUGUGUGUCAGUCCAUUUUCUUAUGUACAUCCACUGAAUGAUGUCUUUAUAUGUGUGAAGAGACUAAAUCUUAUUAAAUAGUUUUCAAAUA